Messenger RNA from Electrophorus electricus (electric eel), 745 nucleotides. Its product is annotated as sterile alpha motif domain-containing protein 15. The record is from RefSeq and is a predicted model, not a curated record. NCBI's taxonomy places the organism in Eukaryota, Metazoa, Chordata, Actinopteri, Gymnotiformes, Gymnotidae. Gene Ontology annotation, molecular function: protein binding.
UUUGCUCAAAAGAAGGAAAUGCAACAUAAUGCAGCGUACAUGGGGGCAUGUUUGUGCUGUUUGGACGCGUUUUAUAUUUGCUUAUAGUUCGUGGAGUUACUUCUUAUGCAAACAAGAAUCAACUAACUAGCUAUCUUGUCAAUCUGCCAAAAUUGUCGGGUUUUGGCCAACCUGAACUACCUGAGGAAAGCACCUUUUGUUGGUUGACAUGUUCCUAUGGCAACACACAUACUGCAAAAAAUGGCGUUCCUUAGAUGGACUUGCCAGGAUGUAGCGAAAUGGAUAGAAUCUCUUGGCUAUCCCCAGUACACGGAAUGUUUCACUGAGAAUUUCAUCACAGGCAAGAAGCUGGUUUUUGUAAACUGCAAUUAUUUACCACGAUUAGGAAUCACUGACUUUGAAUAUAUGAAGGCUGUCUCGGCACAUGUCCGAGAGCUGCUGGGCAUCUCUGAGCCUCUGUGGAGUCGGAGUAUUGCAGACCCUCCAUGUGAUGAUAUGGGGAUGUUUCUGAAGCUGAAGAGCAGGACUUUGGAAAAGGCAGAUUCCUUCACCUAUACUCAGUUCAUCAACAACCACAAGUAAACAAGUGUGGAUGAAUAAAAGAAUAAAGAGAUAAAAUAAUUUUCUCGUGCUCUCUCUCUCUGUGUGUGUGUGUGUGAGAGAUAUUUUCAGCAAUGCAUCAUUAUUGCAGUACAGCUGUAAAUGCUCUUAAUCCACUGAUGUAUAAUAAAGUUCUUAAAGGUCA